GUGUUUGAACGCUCACUCAUCCAAUCAGCCCAGCAUCCGUCGCUUCCAUCCCUCUCGCUUGCCGGUUUAUCGAAGAAUCCCGCUCGCGCUUUCGGGAACCAGGAAGUUUACGUAUACAGUGUUGACGUGGCCGAUUCCAGCAGAAUGUUGACGACAUUAUUCGUGGCUUUAGCCAUUUCGGCGGUCUUUGCCGGUGUGCCGAGUCCUGAAGAGUCAAAGAGGCUUAUGGACCACUUUUCUGAUGCGGAACAUUUCAAGAAUGAACACCAUAAUAAGCAGUUUGACCACGACGCAUUUUUGGGGGAAGAUCAGGCUAAAACCUUUGACCAACUGCCCCCUGAAGAGAGUAAAAGAAGAUUGGGGAUCAUAGUUGACAAGAUCGAUUCAGACAAGGAUGGGUUCGUCUCUCUAGUGGAACUGAAGGACUGGAUCCGGUACACGCAGAGGAGAUACAUUGACGAGGAUGUGGAGAGACACUGGAGGCAACACAACCCCAACAACGACGGCGAGAUCCCUUGGGAGACGUACAGAAAGAACGUGUAUGGCUUCAUGGACGACAUGGACCAGAGCGACAUGAACGAGCCCAACAGCGAGGGGUACACGUACGCCAACCUGCUCAAGAGGGACCGCCGCCGGUGGACACAAGCUGAUGGUGACCACAACGACGCGCUGAAUAGGACAGAGUUCGCGGGCUUCUUGCACCCGGAGGACCACUCGCACAUGCGCGAUAUUGUCGUGCUCGAGACAUUGGAGGACAUUGACAAGGACAAGGACGGCAAGGUGUCGAUGGAGGAGUACAUCGGCGACAUGUACAAGCCUGAAGAUGGCGAGGACGGCGACGAGCCCGACUGGGUCAAGCAGGAGCGGGAACAGUUCACUGGAUACAGAGAUACAGACAAAGACGGGUUCAUGGACGAGCACGAAGUAAAAGACUGGAUCGCCCCUCCGGAGUUCGACCACGCGGAGGCCGAGGCGCGCCACCUCGUGUUCGAGGCCGAUUCCGACGCCGACGAGAAACUAACCAAGGCUGAGAUCUUGGAUAAAUACGAUCUGUUUGUAGGCUCGCAGGCUACUGACUUCGGCGAGGCAUUAGCGAGACACGACGAGUUCUAGUUACACUUCAGACAACUAUUUCAACUACUUGAACGGGUUACGUAUCGCUUAACGUGGGUUCCGAUCGAUAGACAUAACAUGACAUGCAUGACAUGACAUGCAUGACAUGACAUGCAUGACAUGACAUGCAUAACAUGACAUGACCACGAUAUGACCAUGACAUGACCACGAUAUGAUUAUGACAUGAUCAUGACAUGACAGCAUCAUGCGUAUAUCCUCGAGGCGUUUAUCUACGUUGUUUAUCCGCUGCGUCUAUCAGUCGAUGCCCACGUUAGAGCGUCAUGUAAUGGAGACAGAACUAAAUAUUUGUAAACUUAACUCGUUGAAAGGACCAUCUUUAUUGGGAACUUGUGUCGGUUCAUAGUUUUAAGUUAAACCUGUAAAUAAAGUACAAGUUGCGUCGAGAGGUGAGUGACAUGUUAAAAAGGAAUGGCUCAGGAUUUCGUCCUUCGUUUUUCAAACAAUUGAAAAAAGAAUUAUUUUCUGAGUGACGAUAGAAACAUGAUGUUAAUGUUACAUGAAUUAAAAAUCUAAAGGUUGAAGUAACGAUUUAAUUUGACAUGUUACUCCACUAAAAAUAAAACAACUUCAAUAAAAUGAUAAAUUUAUUUUUGCUAAAUAGAGAGCAGCUUGCAAAUAAUUUUUCUCUAUUUUUAUUUUUUUCUAUGUUUUAUUAAAAAAGAACUCGCAAUAUUGAAAUCUCUUUUUAAUUAUUUUAUUAUUACCUGCCAUUUAAUUUUUAUAUUGGCAUAUAUACUUACGCGUUUGGAUUGAAAUUAAAAAAAUAUAUAUUUUUCUAGUGUUAUAGUUAUAGGCGUUUUAGUUUAUAACAAGUAAAGGCCAAAGUAAUUCUCAGUGAUUGAAAGAACUUUAGAUGUUAUACUGAUACUUACUAAUGUAAUAAUUUCUUUAUAAGUAUAAUGUUACUAACAAUCUUAUCUAUGUGAUAUCAUUUAUUUUCAGUAUGAUUUUAUGCAUUUAUAUUCAAUGUAUUAAUUCCAUAUACAGCUAUUUUAGACUUAAGUAAUAAUGAUUAUUGUUUAACAUGUUUUUGAAAGUACAGUUUUAGUUUUUAAUAUGCCUAAUCAUAAUGUAGGUAUUUGAUUUCUUACACAUUAACAGUCAAUAAAAUAUUUUUUAAUUAUA
Pectinophora gossypiella (pink bollworm) is the source of this 2259-nucleotide messenger RNA. RefSeq names its product calumenin-B (gene scf). Gene Ontology annotation, cellular component: endoplasmic reticulum. The transcript has 7 exons. The record is from RefSeq and is a predicted model, not a curated record. Gene Ontology annotation, molecular function: calcium ion binding. NCBI's taxonomy places the organism in Eukaryota, Metazoa, Arthropoda, Insecta, Lepidoptera, Gelechiidae. Bases 145 to 1113 code for a protein of 322 amino acids.